Messenger RNA from Tremella mesenterica DSM 1558, 1119 nucleotides. RefSeq lists its product as uncharacterized. The coding region runs from base 56 to 967 and encodes 303 amino acids. Gene Ontology annotation, molecular function: iron-sulfur cluster binding. Gene Ontology annotation, biological process: iron-sulfur cluster assembly. Gene Ontology annotation, cellular component: cytoplasm. The transcript has 3 exons. NCBI's taxonomy places the organism in Eukaryota, Fungi, Basidiomycota, Tremellomycetes, Tremellales, Tremellaceae. The record is from RefSeq and is a predicted model, not a curated record.
GGACACUCGUGGUUUCUCCUUUCCCUCUGAAUCUCGCGACUUAUUUGUAUUCACAAUGGCAAUAGCAAAUGGAAAUGGUGCCGGGACGGUGCAGGUGGUUCUGGGAUCUAUGGAAAGGGCGGAUGAAUAUCAAACUCUUCUCACGUCUCUCAAAGAGUCAGGGGGUCAUGUGAGGGGUGAGAUGGUUGACCGUGUGCUUGAUAAUGCGACUUCUUUACCCUCUCCGCCCCUGACUAUCCACUUAGUCCUCCCUUUCCCCCUGCCUCCGUCUCUCUUACCCGUCAUACCACCCUCCACUCAAGUCUUUAUUCACCUACCUCAUCCCGUACCUACAGAGAAAGAAUUAUCCACUCUCCAUUCUUCACUUGCUAGCCGAUCUUUCAUUCCCCUUCUUCCUACCCCUUCAACCGAUAUCUUAGCUUACACGUCUCCUUCUACCCCCUCCCUACCUCAAAUAACCUCCAUUCCAGCUCCUCUCGCCAAACCGAUCAGUCUCAAGAGGUCCUCAGACCGUACGAAGAAAGCUGCCAUUUGGGCAUUAGACUCACCUCUCCUGGCCGACGGCGGAAGAUCUCUUCUCACUCCUGAAGAUAAACAGAGACCUAUAUGUGUGUUCCCCGCGGCCGAUGGAAAACCUUUGAAGAGAAGGAGAGCAUGUAAAGAUUGUACUUGUGGUUUGGCAGAGCUGGAAGCUGAAGAAGAGGCCAAAGCGUCAGCGGCUGUGCGUGAGGCUCAAAAGGCGUUUUUCUUGGAAGGGGAUGAUGAUAUUCCCGACAGUAUAAAAGUCGCUACUGAAGGAAUGGAAGGGAUUUGGCCACAGGAGAAAAGGGCGGAAGCGAAGAAGACUAGUAGUUGUGGAAGCUGUUAUCUAGGAGAUGCGUUCAGAUGCUCUAGUUGUCCUUAUCUGGGCUUGCCGCCAUUUAAACCAGGCGAAAAGGUUCAACUCUCCAUUGCGGAUGAUAUCUGAACCACCUAGGUCUGGGGAAGAUUCCCUGUUGCACUUCGAACAAUACAUUUCCGAGGGGUCGUCAUGUUUGUAGCACCUGUAUCUCUCCUCACAAGUGCAGCUCAUUCACAGCUACGCUCUAGAAAGAUCAUCCAUGCAUAUUGUAUGAGAAU